AUUUGGCAGACAAAGGUAUCCGGCAGAGAUGAGUCGUUAACGUUAAUAUCGCUGUACAUAAUGUGGUAUUUAAUAUAGCUCUAAUUCGAACAAGGGUUUGUUCAACUUAUAUAUCUUUGAAACAGCUGCAUCUAGGAACGAUAAAAGUACUUUGAAACUGCAUGACUUGUUCUAAAAACUAUUGUAACUUCUUAUGUCCAUUCGAUAACCGCGUUCCAUAGCGAUCAGACUUGAUGUUCCAGGUAAGUUAUAAAUAUUGCUGUGAUAUUUUGUUUCAGAGAUUUUGAUACAUAUAAAUAGAUGAUGGGAGACAGAGAAGAGAGACGACGAAUUUUAGCUAUAAAUGAACCGAUACAAAAUGGCUACCGCAGUAUUGAAACUGGGGAUGAAAAGGUUGAACUGCCUGAUGUUGACGAAGGAAAAACUUCAACACCUGCAGCAGUUUUUAUAGUGGUUAAUGCCGCUAUGGGUGCAGGACUUCUCAAUUUUCCAAACGCAUUUGGACAGGCUGGUGGAAUUGGUCCCGGCGUAGCGAUGGAACUGAUGUUUCUGAUUCUAAUCGUCACCAGCCUUUUUGCUUUAGCAUAUUGUUCUCAACUACAUUCAAGCAACACAUAUCAAUCUGCAAUCGAAGCAACUUGUGGAAAGGGAUUCGGUAUCGCGACCGAAAUAUGUAUAAUAGUGUAUAUGUUUGGCACUUGUAUAGCUAUGGUCAUCAUUAUUGGAGAUCAAUUUGACAAAGUUAUGGAAGCCAUAGUGGGAAUCGAUUUUUGUCAUCACUGGUACAUGAACAGAAAAUUCACAAUGUCAGCGUUUGCAAUUCUAAUUAUACUACCGUUAUGCAUACCAAAAGAUAUCGGUUUCCUAAGACACGCCAGUGUUAUCGGCGUUAUUGCAACCUUGGUUGUUAUGUUUACUGUUGUCAUCAAAUAUUUUACCGAAGACCAUCACCCAGUACAUAACCCUCGUGGUAAAGAUAGCUGGGGAAUGACUUUCAGUGCGAUUCCUGCUAUCUUCUUUGCUUAUCAGUGUCACGUUAGCUCAGUCCCAGUCUAUGCAACAUUAAAACGUAAAACAAUGUCAAACUGGUCGAUUGUUAUUGUAAGUUCUAUGGUAUUAUGCGCCACUACAUACACUGUGACAGGAGUUUUCGGCUACCUGACAUUCGGCGAUGCCGCGAAGAGUGAUAUUUUACAAUCAUAUGAUGCUAAAGAUUGGUUUGUCAUUGCUGCUAGAAUAUCAGUUGUAGUUGCAAUGAUUACAUCAUAUCCUAUUUUGCAAUUUUGCGGAAGAGCGGCGCUUAUCACUCUUCUUUCAAAGACUGGAAUGACGACUUUGACACCUCCACCCAAGCGCGAAAAGAUUCGUCGUUACGUCAUAACGAUGACAUGGUUUUUCUCUUCUUUGGCAUUCUCUCUUCUCGUUCCUAAUAUAGGCGUGGCGAUAGCAGUCGUAGGCGGGAUUGCUGGAUGUUUCAUAUUGGUGUUUCCAGGUUUCGCUUUAACGAGGAUCAUUCUCGACGAUACAUCCCCAAAGACGCGCAAAUCCUAUUUUCUUAUGGGUGUGGGCAUGCUCCUGUUUGUCGGUGGAAUGUUUUUAUUUGGAGAAAUCACGUGCCGAGCCAUCAUCGAUGAUGUUCGUGACACAGACCCAGAAUUGUCUAGUAAAUGUUAUGAAAGUUAACUCGCCAUAUUUCUUUUACCUUUCGUAUUAGCGUUAUUCAGUGGGAAGUAUAUAUACCAGUUUCAGUCUAAUUUAGAAUGAAGUUGAUAAGUUCUAUUCGCUUCCAUUUGCAUUUGCUACAUAUAGAUUUUUACCUUCGAUUUUACGAAAUCAGCAACGCAAAUGCCGUACCUAAAUCAUGGUACAAUUUUUGGUAUUCAAUGCGUAUGAUCAGACUAUAUCAAUUGACGCUCGCAUAUUGUGCAUUUUCUUGUAUUUUAUCUGUCAUUUCUACCUCUGCAUUUUUAUGCUUCGUUUCUUUUUUGCAUUUAUUUAUUCCCCUGUUUAUUCAAGUGUUAUCUUUUAUUGUGUAUUGCUUGAUUUCAGUUUUGAUUUUUCCAUUUUUAUCGCGAAUAAAAAACUUUAAAAUUGC
Styela clava is the source of this 2095-nucleotide messenger RNA. Its product is annotated as sodium-coupled neutral amino acid transporter 7-like. The record is from RefSeq and is a predicted model, not a curated record. Gene Ontology annotation, molecular function: L-amino acid transmembrane transporter activity. Gene Ontology annotation, biological process: amino acid transmembrane transport. Gene Ontology annotation, cellular component: membrane. NCBI's taxonomy places the organism in Eukaryota, Metazoa, Chordata, Ascidiacea, Stolidobranchia, Styelidae.